CUGUCAAAUAAACUUUAUGUGAAUGUUUGAGAAUGUUGCAACAUUUGUAUCUACAGUUUAACAGUUUCUGUCACCGAACGUUCUAAUAUUUGGCGGGACGGUACGCGGCAGGCAUGUCUCUCAAGAUUUUAUGGAGGUUACAUCAGCCUUUGAAAAGGACACAAGCCUGUGGAUUUGCUCUCAGGACACUAAAUGGAUUAAACAGUGUCCCCGCCAACAGGUUAAACUGCACAACACUGGCAUCCAGUGCAUCUACACUAAACCUUCUUAGAGACUGGAGGAAUUGUCACACCAGUUUACAUUACCAUAGAUGCUUAUUGCAGAGAGGAGUGAGUCAGAGACCACUUUUUGAAAGACUGACUCCUUUAAAUUUAAAAUCCAGAACAUGGAGAUUACAAAUGAGAUUGCAGUCCACAACAACAACCGCCACCAAAUCAGUGCUGAAACAAGGAAGCUUGCCUGGAAAAAGGACCUUUAAGGGACCAAGAACCAAACAACCUUCACGAACCAAUCAGCCUAGUCUGGAGGAGGACAUGAUGCAGUGCAUUGCAUACGCAACUGCAGAUCAGUACCAUUUACCAACCCUCUGUCACGAUCUCAUAGCUCAUGGCUUCGUUGAAAUCGAAGAAUUUCCCAGAGAUGCUUCUAAUGUUUUGGUUAUGGGAACAGAGAAUGCUGCAAAACCUUAUGAUAGUGGCACAAUGUUCGUCUUCAGAGAGGGCUCCGUGGUGUUCUGGAACGUUGAAGAGAAAACUAUAAAGACAGUGAUGAGGAUAUUGGAACAGCAUGAAAUUCAACCCUAUGAAGUCGCUCUGGUCCACUGGGAAAAUGAAGAGAUCACUUAUACAGUAGGAGAGGGUAAUUCAAAGCUCCAUCGUGGAAUUUUCUUGUUUAAUGAAGAGAUGGAUUAUAAUCAGGUUGUUCUGGAGAAGUUUGCAUUUUCCAAUGCUUUAUCUCUGUCAGUAAAACUGGCAAUAUGGGAGGUCUCUCUCGACAACUUUGUUGAGUCCAUCCAGUCAAUUCCUGAGAUGCUGAAGUCUGGACAGAGAGUGAAACUGUCUAGGGCUGAAGUUAUGCAGAAGAUAGGGGAGCUCUUUUCCCUCAGGCACUGCAUAAACCUCAGCUCAGACUUACUGAUCACACCUGAUUUCUACUGGGAUAGAGAAGAUCUCGAGCAGCUCUAUGACAAGACCUGUCAGUUCCUCAAUAUUAACAGAAGAGUUAAGGUUGUGAACGAGAAGUUACAGCACUGCACUGAACUAACAGACCUGAUGAGGAAUCACCUCAGUGAGAAACACAGUCUCAGACUGGAGUGGAUGAUUGUCAUACUGAUCACCAUUGAGGUGAUGUUUGAACUUGCUCGUGUAAUCUUCUGAGGACCCACAGAUACAGACUUACGAUGGCAUACAGUAACUUUGUAAACCAGCAAAUCAUUUUGUUUUCUGUAGAUGAAGUACUCAUUGAUCAGUCAUCUGAUCUUUUGCUAUUCUUAAUGUGACACUGACCUGAAAUAAAGUUUUUUUUUUUUAGAAGGAUCAGAUGAAUAGUGGCUCAUUUGGUUUCUGUUUUGGCUCCUUUUCAGAAAGUUGUGGGAUAGAAAUCACUAUUGAAUAGAUGUCCUGAAAUGACUCGACCCCUGCUGUGAAAUAAGUUGAUAGCCGUGUUGUGGAACUUAUAAAUGAGCUUGAGUAAUAUAAAACAGCUCCAAAAUGUGCACAACUCUUCACAUGCUGCCAUGUUGCCAAUGGCAUCGGACUUGGUUUUGUAAUUGGGUUGUGCUUACAUAGCCUCCAAUAGUGCUAAAAUUUCUCAAAUGAUUUUUUACUUUACAAGCUGUGACAAACUGUCU
This is a messenger RNA of Sinocyclocheilus rhinocerous, 1849 nucleotides long. Its product is annotated as required for meiotic nuclear division protein 1 homolog. Bases 114 to 1376 code for a protein of 420 amino acids. The record is from RefSeq and is a predicted model, not a curated record. Gene Ontology annotation, biological process: positive regulation of mitochondrial translation. The transcript has 12 exons. NCBI's taxonomy places the organism in Eukaryota, Metazoa, Chordata, Actinopteri, Cypriniformes, Cyprinidae.